GUGACGACGUUGGGGUCUUUUAUUGUGAAGGUCAGCAGACUCGGAUGUUUUCGGUUAGCUGGGUAACGGCUAGCUGUCCUCCAGCUGGCUUUAGAGUUUGAAAACCUUCCAGCUUUGGGCUCUGCGGACCCUCCAGUCGAUUCUGGUCUCAGAAGUACCGACCCAUGCUGAAGCGCUCGUGACGAAGCUGCUGGACGUUGUUUGUGCACGCGCAUGGUCUCCAUGGCUACAGAAGAGUUCUACGAGGUGGAGAGGAUCGUUGCUAAGAGGAAGAAUAAGAAGGGAAAGAUGGAAUACCUGGUGAGAUGGCGAGGCUACAGCUCAGAGGGAGACACCUGGGAGCCCGAGAGUCACCUGUCCACCUGCAUGGCGUACGUGCACGAGUUCAACCACCAGCACCACAGUGAGCAGCAGAGGGAUGUCACUUUACUCCGCUCCACGCGCAGCUCACCCAGCCCCGCCCACAAAUUGCUCUUCAGGUCACAGGCUAACAGCGGAGCUGGUGGUGAUGCCAGCGGGCGUUUAACGGGAGACUGUGCGGAGAUGAAAGCUCCCGAUGCUCACCUCGGCCUGGCCGUCCUUCCUGCUGCAGCGCACGGCGGUUCUCAGUACGCUCCUUUAGAAAGUCGUUUUGGCUCCUGUGGUGCAGUGGUGGCUAACACUUCUUUGAUGUCAGAUUCUCUAGCAGGUGCAGCCAAACGCAGUGUGGAUUUUGCAAAGAGUGGCAUAAAAAUCUUAGUUCCUAAAAGUCCAAUGAAAAGCCGCCUGCAUUCGGAGGAGUCGCCCAGUGAAGCAGCUCACAGCCUGGAGGCAGGAGGCCAGGAGGCCCACCUCGUUCCACCGGAGGUUGCCCUGCUGGAGAAACCCUCCACUGUGCAACUGGGGCCUGGGGAGGAAAGAGCCCGCAUGGGGUCACGACCCCGAAACCAGAACCAGAAGGUCCUGUUGUCACCCCGGGUCCCCAUUACGCCCGCUGCUGUCCGCUGCCUCAGCGGCACAGGUAGCUCUGAGAUAAUGGAGGCCAUGUCCACCAUCACUGGGGCAACAGGGAAGCGGCGUCUCGAAGAGCGUUCCACCUUCGACAAACGGCUGCGUGUCAGCGUUCGCCAAACAGAGAGUGCCUACCGUUACCGAGACAUCGUAGUGAAAAAACAAGAUGGCUACACCUACAUCCUGCUGUCAACCAAAAGCUCAGAGAACAACACCCUGAACCCUGAGGUGAUGAAGGAGAUCCAGAGCGCCAUGGCGACAGCAGCAUCAGAUGACUGUAAGCUGCUGUUACUCGGUGCGGUCGGCAGCGUGUUCUGCUGCGGCCUGGACUUCCUUUAUUUCAUAAGAAGGCUGACAGAUGACAGGAAGAAGGAGAGCAUCAGGAUGGCUGAAGCAAUCAGGACAUUUGUCAACACCUUCAUACAGUUCAGGAAGCCCAUCGUGGCUGCCGUCAACGGGCCGGCAGUAGGCCUUGGUGCCGCCAUCCUGCCAUUGUGCGAUGUGGUGUGGGCUAACGAGAAGGCCUGGUUUCAAACGCCGUACACCUCCUACGGUCAGACGCCUGACGCCUGCGCCUCCUUCACCUUCCCCCGGAUCAUGGGCCUCGCCUCGGCCAAUGAGCUGCUGCUGAGCGGCAGGAAGCUAACUGCUCAGGAAGCCUGUUCCAAAGGUUUGGUCUCGCAGGUUCUCUGGCCAGGAACCUUCACGCAGGAGGUGAUGAUCCGAGUCAAAGAGCUUGUGGCCGUCGACUUGCUUGUGCUGCGCGAGUCCAAAGCCCUGAUGAGAAACAUGAGCCGCAGUGCUCUGGAGCAAGCAAACGAGCGGGAAUGUGAAGCCCUGAAGAGGGUGUGGAGCUCGUCGGAGGGCACAGACUCCAUCCUGCAGUACCUGCAGAGGAGACCCGAACUCUGCUAGAAGUCCAGAACCACGGCUCAGCUCGGCGACCUUAAAGUUGGAUCCUCGGUUCUGCUGGAAACAUCACAUGUGACGCGAGAAAUGUUUCUGUGACUCCUUCAGUUGUCAGAGUUCCAAGAGGAGGAUGAGCCGGCACUCGGACUGGACUAGGAUGAGUUUAGCCUCACUUAGUCCCCCACCUGUGACACGGGACCGGUUCUGGAUCUCCUUCAGUAAGAAGCUGAAACUGAUCCAGGUUCUGACCUAUUCUGGACCAGCUGCAGAAUCCUGCUGUGAGCAGAACCAAUGACGUUUAUUUACGUUGUUCAUGCAGCACAAGCAUUUUGUUUCUGUGGUUGGCCAGUUGCUAGCCCCGCCCCCAUGACGUAAGGAGGGAUUUCCUGCUGAACUCUUCUUUAAUAUUAAUAUCACACUAUAAAGACGCUUGUUUAUUUAUUAGAAUAAAACUGGUUUCAGGUAUGAAAACAAAAAAAUGUAAAUAUUCAUAUAAUUACCCACAAAAUGAGUUUACCAUCCAGUGACCAGAACCGUCCCUAAUAAAACGGCACCAUAACGCCAUGUAACAAUGUUCUACAACCCCAGAAGAACACUGUCCACGAUAAUAUGUGACACAUAAUGAACAUAAAAACAUUGUCAUAAUUUUAUUUUUUUUUUGUCACCACAAUUAAUUUUAUGUUGUCUUAUUUUUUCUGGUCAUAUGUAACGGAGGCCAGCAGGUGGUGCUGUGGGGAGGGGGGGGUGAUUUUUCUAUAUUUAUUUUUUCCUGAUGAAUCUAGCUUUUCUGACCUCUGCUUGCUUUUGGGGGGGGUCAGGCGUAAACAACAUGGCCACUGGCUCUCUGCUGUCACCUUUUUGUGGCUUCAUAUCGCUCCAGUCAUCCAUUUAUUUGUCUGGAUGAAAGCAGAGCUCCACCAAAAGGGCCUUUCAAUGAACAGUGCUGACAGUCGCCAUCGUGGAUUUGCGACAGGAAAAAGCAAAACGCUCAGUCUGCGACUCAUAACCACAAAAUUAGCAAAAGCAGACAAGUGCACGACUGAUGUCAUCCUGCUGGGUGGAGGUUUUUAUCAGCGACUGUAUGGUACUGUAUGGUGGGUGGACCUGAAGCGGUCGGCCCGGCAAGACACCCACAGACCCGGUCAGCGAGAGAGACGGAGCUGGCCUGAUUAAGUGGACACGCAAUCCAAAAUUCUUCACUUUUGGAUCUACAGUAAAACACACAUAUAAUCUAUUCAGGUGGACCAUUUUGUCCGUUAUAAUAGAAAUAAAUCCCUUAUACAUAUAAAACGGACAAAAUCUGUUCUAUGGAUGUGAGGGAUUAGUUCGUCAGGAGGCGCUGAACCUGCCUCAUUUAAUGACUGGUUCAAAACUUCAUCUGAAGAAAAAAAUAAAGGCCUGAUUUAAAUAAGCGCCGGACAUUAUGUACAUU
This is a messenger RNA of Thalassophryne amazonica, 3331 nucleotides long. It is a transcript of the gene cdyl, whose product is annotated as chromodomain protein, Y-like. The record is from RefSeq and is a predicted model, not a curated record. The transcript is spliced from 7 exons. Gene Ontology annotation, molecular function: transcription corepressor activity. Gene Ontology annotation, cellular component: nucleus. Lineage: Eukaryota; Metazoa; Chordata; Actinopteri; Batrachoidiformes; Batrachoididae. The coding region runs from base 214 to 1905 and encodes 563 amino acids.